Molecule: messenger RNA, 1837 nt
Organism: Halichondria panicea
Lineage: Eukaryota; Metazoa; Porifera; Demospongiae; Suberitida; Halichondriidae
Exons: 6
Coding region: 95-1351 (418 amino acids)
Source: RefSeq, a predicted model, not a curated record
CUUUUAGCUGGGAAUCAGUUCAGAGCCAAAAACGUUGGACCGGCAGUUAAUUUGGAGGUAAAAGAGAGGUUUUCUUGAGCUGGAAACACUGUACAUGAGCUUCACCAUGAACCUGCAAGUGCAAGGACAUAUGCAGCAGCAAAACUCAAAGUUGCUCAACAAAAACAAUGAGGUGAAUGAUGGAGAGAUAAACAAGCUUGGUGACGGCAACAACUCAAACAACAACUUUGUCGAACACAAAAAAAUCCUCAUUUUAACAAAGCAGACUAACGUCACCAUGUCGCAAGAAAAUGCUCUAGUCCCUCCUCAGGCUGUUACUUCCUCUGAAAAAAUGGCUGUUUCUCAAGAGUCUUCAGCCGACAGUCACGAGCAUAUUGGGGAAAUGGUUUUGGCUUCUAAUGGACGAUUGUCAACGGUGCUGCUCUCUGCCCCUACUGCCGGCAAUGAGCUUUCGAAUGAGAAUGCCCUACCUACAACACAAAUUGAUGUACAACAACCAGGAGAAGCUGAAACUACAUCUGACAUCCAGCAAGAAGAAAAGGAGGUUUUCAAAACUUCUGUUGCUACAGAGGAAACCGAGAAAACCGAGUCGUUGGAACGUACUUCAGAGGAGCCUUGUGAUAUUGAGCAACGUGCAGCUGACGGUAUCGCUGUGGAUGAAAAGACUAUCGCUAUGGAGACUCUGCCGCAACGUGCAGCUGACGGUAUCGCUGUGGAUGAAAAGAUUAUCGCUAUGGAGACUCCGCCCAGUGGAAACCCUUCACCAAAUAAGGCCGAAGCCGUAUGUGCAGAGGGAACUUCGACGAUGUCCAAGUCGAGGCCUCCCAUCAACACCAGCGAAAUUUUUACUGUUUGGAAAGUCUUAGGAACGGUGGUGUGGUUUUUGUGGUUUAUAUCACGUGAGGUGAUGCUGAAUGUGCUGCAAAUUAUCCGACUGGUGAACUUCGUAAGGUCCCUUCCGAAUCAUUUCUACCGCUCUCGAUACGCAGAGAAUCAAUUGAGACCCUCAUUGGCCAAAGAAAUCGAUGUGAGUCACGAAGAAUGUGUACCAACUCCUUCUGAUGAAUUGAUAUUGUAUUCUGAAAGAAGCAGUCUGUUUCGUGAUGGGACUCCCGACGCCUCGAGAGAAGAAGAAGGUGAUCAACUGUCACAGCGUCAAUAUUCCAGUUCUGGAGUGGUCGUAAAGCCUGAGUCUAUCGUCAACGGGGCUGUGGGAGGGGAGCACUUUAAAGAAGCUGCGAUAUGUGCCGUAUCUCUUCAAGACGACCUCAGUGAUGAGUAUGGUGCUCCUAUCUCUCAAACCUCCAAAAAGAAAUGGCCAUGGGAUGGUUCAUCAGAGGAGAAGGAUUGAGAAGAGUCUCUACCAUCGGCAGUUACAUCGUUUAGCUCCAACUAUGGCCCUACUCAUGUGUUCUCCGAGGUUGUUCUAGAGGAAGGUGAGCCGUCUACCUAUGCUUACGUGGUGACAAGAGUUCCUCUCUUUUAUCGGGAUAUGCCUCCUGGAGACUCCAUCUGUUUAUUGGGUUCGGUGAAAUAUCCCGAGGACUAUCUUAAUGGGCUGGUAUACUGAUACCUAGCCGCAAACUGGUCUGAACUGAACUGAACUGAACUUGCUGAACAAAAUGUAGUGUGAUUAUAGCUUUUUAGUGUUGUGCGAGUCUUCCAUGUCACUUAGUUAGUUUUGUGCGAGUCUUCCAUGUCACUUAGUUUUAUAAUUAUAUAGAUAGUGGUGACAACAUAUGGUGCAUGUCUCAAAAUUACUUUCAUAUUCGAUGUGUAUAUACAUGUACAUGUACCUCAAUCAUCCAUAAUGAAUUUGGUACAUUCACGAUAUUUA